UUGAGACAAACUCUGUGUUACCCCCACACACGCACUCUCUGCGACUACAACCUCGUCCUUCUCCAGAUUCCGACCCCAGGAGCCGGUAUAUCCGCUUGUACAUCCCCUGCUUGUUGUCUUCGGACGCGGUUCUCCGUACUCUGUUUCGCGCCUUUGUGAAGGUGUUGACUUUGCUGGAGAGAAUGAAUCCGCCUUCUGCUUUUGGGUGGAUUACUAUUACUAAAUUAUCUUAAAAGAUGUUGCAGAUAGUGGGAGAAUUUGCAUUGCUGGAUCGCAUUCCGUGAAAAUGAUCAACAAGACGCUUUUCCUCACUUGUCUCUGCCUGUCAAUAUACAUCUUACUUUCAUCUGGAGUCAUACUGUACAACAAGUGGGUUCUUUCUCCCAAAUAUUUUAAUUUUCCGUUUCCUGUGACGCUCACUAUGAUUCAUAUGGGUUUUUCCGGGGUCGUGGCGUUUUUUCUUGUCCGGGUCUUCAAGGUUGUGACUCCUGUAAAAAUGACGUUUAAAAUAUAUGCAACAAGUGUGGUACCAAUAAGUGCCUUCUUUGCUUCUAGUCUUUGGUUUGGUAACACUGCUUUCUUGCACAUCUCUGUUGCCUUUAUCCAGAUGCUCAAAGCUCUAAUGCCCGUGGCAACAUUUCUCAUGGCUGUCUUGUGUGGCAUUGACAAAGCAAGGUGUGAUGUGUUCAUGAACAUGGUGCUGGUCAGUGUUGGAGUUGUCAUAUCCUCCUAUGGGGAAAUUCAUUUUAAUGUAAUUGGUACAGUUUAUCAAGUCACUGGCAUCUUUGCAGAGGCUUUAAGACUGGUCUUGACGCAAGCCCUUCUGCAGAAGAAGGGCCUGGCCUUAAAUCCUAUUACAAGCUUGUAUUACAUAGCUCCAUGCAGCUUUGUGUUCCUCUUUGUACCUUGGUACCUACUCGAGAAGCCUGGGAUGGAAGUUCCACAAAUUCGGUUCAACUUUUGGAUCUUCUUUUCAAAUGCUCUAUGUGCUUUGGCCUUGAACUUCUCCAUUUUCUUAGUAAUUGGCAGAACUGGUGCUGUGACCAUCCGAGUGGCUGGCGUGCUAAAAGACUGGAUAUUAAUAGCCCUGUCAACUGUGUUAUUUCCAGAAUCGACAAUAACUGGGUUGAAUAUAAUUGGAUAUGCUAUCGCACUAUCUGGAGUCGUGAUGUACAACUACAUAAAGGUUAAGGAUGUCCGUGCCUCUCCAUUGCCUCGGGACACUACUGCAGACCGAACUAUAAAGGAUUGGAAAUUUGAGAAGUCAUCAGAUAUGAAGGUACCUGAUAACAUUAGUGACGACGAGGGGGACAACGGAGGUAAUGGCUUCACCUCUGAUAUGAGCGUUGAUGAAGAAGCACCUCUGAUGUCAUCCAGGUCAUCUCAUAUUGGACGAACGCAACCAAUUAACCAUGCAACCGGUAGGUGGAAAGUAAAAGAAAGAGGAAGCUGACCCAAAUGCACCUUAUCACCUUUUUGCCCCAAGAAAAGCAACAGCGGGUUCGUACCUCGUAACGAGAGCCGAAUUCGGUUCCUUUGCAAUUGCCGUCCUGGGAGUAGAACGCAUCUUUUCCAGGCUCAUGUUUAUCGGUUUAUCAGAGGUGAGGGCCAAACAGCCUUCCGAUAUAAU
This is a messenger RNA of Neltuma alba, 1630 nucleotides long. RefSeq names its product probable sugar phosphate/phosphate translocator At1g48230. The record is from RefSeq and is a predicted model, not a curated record. The transcript is spliced from 9 exons. The coding region runs from base 287 to 1453 and encodes 388 amino acids. NCBI's taxonomy places the organism in Eukaryota, Viridiplantae, Streptophyta, Magnoliopsida, Fabales, Fabaceae.